Molecule: messenger RNA, 4746 nt
Organism: Aureobasidium vineae
Lineage: Eukaryota; Fungi; Ascomycota; Dothideomycetes; Dothideales; Saccotheciaceae
Source: the annotation of a GenBank genome assembly
AUGGUCGCGAGACUCAGCAACAGAGCUGUCUGGCACACCGCCACCUCGGUCAGAACUUCGUUCAGUCCGUCCCAGGCUAGGACUUUUGCUAGUACUCUACAAAGAGAGGACAAGAGAACAGCCAUUGUCACUGGCGCGAGUCGUGGAAUCGGCAAGGCCAUCGCUCUACGUCUGGCUCAGGACGGCUACAAUCUAUGCAUCAACGACGUCGAGGCCAACAAGCAGGGCAUUGACGACGUCGUCAGUCAAGUCAAAGCAGCAGGCGUCAAUGCUGUAGGUGCUGUUGGCGAUGUCUCAGAUCUCUCACAGGUUGAGUCUGUUAUACAAAAGUCGGUCAAAGAGCUUGGCCCCUUGAACACAAUGAUUGCCAAUGCUGGAAUCGCUCAGGUCAAGCCGUUGCUAGACCUAACGACCGAAGACUUUGAGCGCAUGUUCAGAAUCAACGUCUUUGGCGUUCAAAACUGCUACAGCGCUGCAGCCCGACAGAUCAUCUCGCAGGGUAAUGCCACUGCGGACGCACCAUGCAAGCUGCUGGCUGCAGCAUCGAUUGUCGCCUUCAAGCCAUUUGCUCUCCUCUCACAUUACUCGGCAUCCAAAUGGGCCGUUAGAGGUCUAACCCAAGCCUAUGCAAUGGAAAUGGCCGAGCAUCACAUCACGGUCAACUCUUAUGCACCAGGCAUUGUUGGAACGGCGAUGUGGGAUCUUAUAGACGAGGAGCUUGGCAAGAAGCGUGGCAAUGAUCUAGGUCAGAUAAUCAAGAAGGGUGAGACGAUCAAGAAGUAUACUGAUGAGUUGAUCGCGCUGGGUCGAGUCAGUGUGCCCGAAGACGUGGCCAAGCUGGUGUCGUUCCUUGCUGGGCCGGACAGGCUCUCCAAUUUGUCGAGGAGCAAGUUCAGCUGGUCGGAGUUGUUUACGAAGCGGGGAGACAUCAACACGCCCAAGCCCGGCAAGCCUUCAUCUUUUGGCCCAAGGUUUUCGUCUUGUUUCCUCAUCCCUUUUGCGCCAACUGACCUCGACGCCCGACACUCGACUCUCUCGCGAUCUCGGCCUUGCUCCGCCAUGGACCAGCAGGCGCAGACUCUGCUGACGACGCUCAAACGCUCAUCGGCUGCCUCGGACGCGAAGCUCACGCAGCUGAACAAUCUCAAGUCUGACAUCAAGCACCACCGAGUGCCCGACAGCGCCCAGCCCGUCAUUUUCGAGUGUCUCCGAGUCGCCCUGACUCAGCAGGCCUCGAGCACCCUCGCCACUGCUGCAUUCACCACGCUGGGUCAUCUUAUUAAGCGGCUGAAGAUCCAGGACCCCGAUGGCUCUGCCAUUGUCCAACACGCUCCCAAACUCUUUGUCGCCUUGCAGGAAAGACUAGGCGACCUUCGUGAGAACCAUCGCAAUGCUGCCUCGCAAGCCUUCGCCGAUGCCUGGCAUUUUUGCCCUCAGGACGUCGAACACAUUAUCCGCGACGAAGUCAUCCCUGGCGCAAACGUGCGCGCAAAGGACACAGCCAUGCACUGGGUUGUGCGCAUGAACCACGAUGAAGCCCUGCCUUUCAAGAGCUUCGUGCCUCUGAUGGUCGCAAACCUCGAAGACCACGACGGUGCAGUCCGCGACUCGGCAAAGAGUGCUUUAGUUGAUCUUUUCCGAAACGCUCCAGACCGCGCGAAGGCCGAUCUAAAGAAACAAUUGAACCUGCAUGGUGUGCGCACCGGCAUCGCCUCUCAGAUCCUCACGCAAAUCGAUUCAGACAAAGCAUCGGCGCCCGCAGUAGACAUGUCGCAAUCCACCCGUUCCCUCCCUGCCCUCGAUCCCCAUCUCGCCGAGAGCAUCAACAGCGAGGCCGCUCGCCCACCCCCAUCCGAGGAGAUUCCAAUGGAUCCCAUCUUCGUCCAUUCGCAAAGAGAACUCGAGGACAUGUUCAGUGAUAUGCUUCCCCACUUUGAGGGUAGGGAGAGCGAAGAGAAUUGGGGCAAUCGCGACAAGGGUGUUACCAAGAUGAGACGAUUGUUGAAGGGAAAUGCUCCCACUGAUUACCACAAUUUCUUCAUGUCGUCCAUGAAACAGAUGCAAGCCGGCAUCAUCAAAGUCGCCUCUUCUUUGAGAACAACAACUUCUAGUAAUGGAUGUUACAUGGUCCAAGAAUUGGCCAGGACUCUGGGCCCAGCCCUUGAUCCCAUGGUCGAGAUCUAUCUGCAGACAUUUGUAAAGAUGUGUGCAGCUACAAAGAACAUUGCCGCCCAAAACGGCAAUCAGACGGUUGACACCAUUUAUCAAUACGUCUCGUACAACAUCCGUACCAUGCAACACAUCUGGGUCGCCUGUCAGGACAAGAACGUUCAACCGAGAACAUUUGCUGCUGGCUGGCUCCGCACUAUUCUCAGCAGACAAGCUGGCGCAAAAUCCCACUUCGAGAGCACUGGAGGCCUCGAGCUUGCCGAAAAGUGCGUGAAACAUGGUCUGAACGACUCUCAGCCCAAGGUCAAGGAGGCCAUGAGAGCUACAUACUGGGCCUUGGCCAGAGUUUGGUCUAACAGAGCCGAGCUUAUCAUGAAUACCCUCGACCCCAAGGCAAAACUUGCUCUUGAGAAACACUCGCUCAAUCCAGGCGCGUCAACUUCCAGUGCUUCGACUCUUCGCACCUCUACCGUGAGUAGAGCAGGUGCAGCUUCGAAGUCUUCAGUCAGAGAUGCCAUCAUGGCAGCGCGUAAGAAGGCUCAGGCCGAGAGCCGUCCAAACUCUGCAAUGGCCAGCGUCUCGCCUACCACUGUCAGAUCAAAGUCGUCAAACAAUCUUUCUGCUCGCCAGCCAUCUGCUGUACCGCCCGCUUCUGCUCGUGUUCCGUCAGCUGCAUCGACUUCAUCCUCCACUUCAACCAAUGCAAGACCCAAUGCAUUAAUGUCUGGAGCUGCAAGGCGGCCUGUCAGACGUCCGGAAAUUACUCGUCCCGCCACAGCAGACCCCUAUGCCAGCCGCAGACUUGCUAGGCCGGAGACACCUUCCAUCAAGAGUCCCGUCACUAGCCCUCGACAAGAGAUUGCAUAUACAACUGUCGGCACAUCAGCAACCAAGAACCGUGCCGACAAAGGCAGUCCAGCACCAAGUCCGUUCCGUCAGUCCUACCUCUCGCCAAGAUCGGCCGCAAACAGAACUCGACCUUCGAGCAGGGACAGUAAAGCAGAAGAGCCAACUGUGUCAAAGGAGGACGAGUUUGCCUCAUUUGUACCGACUUCGUACAAGAGCCAUCUCCCGACCUCGCCGAAUUCAACUAGAAGCCACCUUCCAACAUCUCCACAGUCAACACUGCGCAGGCCAACAUUGAAUGGCUCGGCAUCUGUGGACAGCGUGAUACCUGUGGUCGCUGACGACACCUUUACUAUGGAGUUGCCAACCGUACACAGAUCUCAAAUGCCAGUCUUCGAGCGUCGUGCUUCGCAUUUGUCGACCGUCGAUCCUGUGACGGAUGCCCAACCAUCAGAGCCACAACACACACGGCGGGCGUCUGAUAGAAACGAUUCACCCAUCACAAUCAGCCACCGGCCCAGCCCUCAACGUGAAGCCAGUCCUCUAAAAUCCGCAAGUGCUGCAGCGUCUCCCGUGCCUACUUUGGCUCCGGCCGCUCAAAUCGAGUCUGCUGCUCCUCAGACCGAAGAAGCAGCUUUCCAGAUCCACGAAGAUCCGUUCAUGGAGGGCAUAGAAGCGUCAGAGGCACAAAAGAUGCGACAAUCGCAAGACGCUCGCAGUGUGUUGGGCGAGGUGCCAGUCAACGAGUUCAGCCAGGUUUCGAUUGCCGAAAGCUCCAAUCGUGAGGAGAUGCUCAGAACAGAGGACUCACCACCGCAGAGCCCACAAACCAAGUCCGAGACUCUGCGCUCUAGGAAGCUGCUCAUGUCGGGUAUCGAACGCAUCCGAGGUCGCACUCUUGAUGCACACGGCUUUAGAAAGGUGCUCGAGUUGAUAAAAUCUUCCGAGUCGGGCGAGAUUUUUGGCUCGGUUGGUGAAGGCAGACGCUUUGAUGACUUGUGCAGUGUUCUCCUCGACUACAUUGUUGAAUCUUCGGAUGCUGCAGCGAAUCCUGCUGUGCGACACUCGCAAGAGCUCAGAAGACAGGCUACCAGUGUAAUGAGAACAGUGCUGAAUGCGCAGCAACCACCGUAUAGAAAGUGGAUCGCUGCUGGACGCUGGUACCCUCGUGCUCUCAGUGGAGCGCUUGACGCACGCAAGAACGUCGAAGGCUCCGGAUUGCUGGUCAAGGAUUUAGAAGCCCUAGCCAGCGAUGUCGUGGCCAAGAUCCAUCCUGAUGAGGGCGAGAAGGCCAUAAUCGAAUGGCUGGAGCGUCGUGUGUCAGAAGCAGAUUAUGACACGCAAGAGCAAGAACUCGAUGGCGCUGUUGCUGCCAUUCAGGCCAGACACGGUGAUGAGAGCAUGGUGCGCAAGAACAAGGCGAUGGCACUCGCGCUCCGCAAUCUGGCUGCUCUGAUCGCGUCGACUACAGUCACUGCUUCUCCUCUGUCCAAGGACUUGGGUGAACGUGCCGGUUGUCUUGCUGUCGUCUCUCUACGCUCCAAAGACGCAGAGGUGCGCAAGUCGUCAGUCGAGUUGGCAACACAAUUGCACACGAGCUGGCCAUCAGACGCCGAAGUCCAAGCCGAUACGAAGAGCGAGUUCUGGAGUAUGCUGGAGAAGAACGGCUUGCAAGAAAGUGCACGCAACCUGAUUGUCUAUUUCAUCGCACGCAGAGAGAGAAGUGGUUGA